GUCAAGAGAAGAAAUCACGGACGUAACAAGAACGGACGUGGCCACGUCAAGCCCGUCCGCUGCUCCAACUGCUCUCGCUGCGUCCCCAAGGACAAGGCUAUCAAGCGCUACACCGUCCGCCCCAUGGUUGAGUUGGCUGCCGUUCGUGAUAUCACUGAGGCUCUUGUCUACAAGGAGUACACCUUGCCCAAGUUCUACAUCAAGAUCCACUACUGUAUCUCUUGCGCUGUUCACGCCCACAUCGUCCGUGUCCGCUCCCGCGUGGGUCGUCGCAGCCGUGCUCCCCCA
This is a messenger RNA of Gamsiella multidivaricata, 288 nucleotides long. RefSeq names its product ribosomal protein S26e. The annotation marks the transcript as partial. Gene Ontology annotation, molecular function: structural constituent of ribosome; mRNA binding. Gene Ontology annotation, cellular component: ribosome; cytosolic small ribosomal subunit. NCBI's taxonomy places the organism in Eukaryota, Fungi, Mortierellomycota, Mortierellomycetes, Mortierellales, Mortierellaceae. The transcript has 2 exons. Gene Ontology annotation, biological process: translation. The record is from RefSeq and is a predicted model, not a curated record.